UUUUUGUUCUAGAGCUUUCAGGUGUGCUGUCAAGCUGCUAGUGUAAGCUCCUAUGAGGACUAUCUUGAUGACAUUAAUUGCUGUGGGGAGACCCAUGCUGACUGCAGAUGAGACCGUCCCCUGAGCAGGCGAUCCUGGAUUGUAUAACACACUGAAAGAUAGAAACCCAGGAGAGUUUGAUGGACUUGGGGUAAGGCUGUUAUGAUCCACGUCACAGGCCAGGGUCGAGGCCUGACUCCUGGUCACCCCCAGACACCUGUCCUCCAGGAGUGACUGGAAAGAAGAUGUGAGAUGGCCUGCAACCAUGGCUCAGCUUGGGACUGUAAGGACCUAGGACCCGGAUAUGGCUCCUUUACUGUUGUUUCUGGCAGGAGUCAAAGAAAUGAAUCUGGCCAGUGAGCCAGCAAAUAUGACCAGUUGCCACCUCCCACCUCAAAUUCAAACCCUGCCCACUACCCUACCCAUGUCCAGAGACCCAGGAUUUCAACAUGCUGCUCCCCAGCUGUCUCUAUAAGGCCUACGCCCUUCCAUGAUUGAAUGGAUCCACAAGCUGCCAGGGUGUAGCCACCAGCUGCUCUCACACUCUUCUCAGAACACAGGCUACAGCCUCAUUCUCCACCCUUGGCAGAUCUUCAGGGCUCCCCAUUCCACCUGGUCUGAGAUCGGCAUCCUCCUCCGGGAAGUUGGCACCAUGUGCUUGUCAGGUGACCCGGGGUGUGGCCAGAGGAGCCAGGAAUCUCCACUAUAUAACCUAACCCGCAAUCUGGUCCUGCAGCUCGGGGACCCGCAGACAUGGGAUCCCUGUGGAGCUGGUGGGCCCUGUGGGCUGGAGCAACCCUCCUAUGGGCUCGGCUCUCCCCAGCAGAGGCCUCCUGCCAAGGCAUUCAGUGUGCAUCUGGGCAGCGCUGCCAGAUGGUGAGUGGGAAGGCCAGGUGCGUGGCAGUGUCCACAGCUGUCUGCCGCGCCCAGGGUGAUCCCCACUACACCACCUUCGAUGGCCGUCGCUAUGACAUGAUGGGCUCCUGUUCCUACACCAUGGCUGAACUGUGUGGGUCAGAUGAGACCCUGCCAGCCUUCAGUGUGGAAGCCAAAAAUGAACAUCGGGGCAGCCGCCAAGUCUCCUAUGUGGGCUUGGUCAUAGUCUAUGCCUACAGCCAUUCUGUGUCGCUGGUUCGUGGGGAAACUGGCUUCGUUCGGAUCGACAAUCAGCGCUCCCGCCUUCCUGCCUCUCUGAGUGAGGGUCGCCUGCGUGUGCACCAGAGUGGAACACGAGGUGUGAUAGAGCUGGACUUUGGGCUGGUGGUCACCUAUGACUGGGAUGGCCAGCUGACCCUGAGCCUGCCCAAGCGCUUCCAAGAACAGGUGUGCGGGCUGUGUGGCAACUAUAAUGGAGAUCCUGCUGAUGACUUCCUCACACCUGACUUGGAGCCGGCUCCCAAUGCCUUGGAAUUUGCAAAUAGCUGGAAGCUGGAUGAUGGGGACUACCUGUGUGAUGAUGGCUGCCACACCUCUUGUCCUUCCUGCACCCCGGGUCAGAUUCAGCACUACAAAGGAGACCGUCUCUGUGGCAUGCUAACUCUGUCCACAGGCCCCUUCUCUGCCUGCCAUGAGUUCCUGGACCCCAAGCCUUUCCUGGAAGAUUGUGUAUUCGACCUGUGUAUAACUGGAGGGGAGCGGCUCAGCCUGUGCCGGAGCCUCAGCGCCUAUGCCCAGGCCUGUGUAGAACUGGGUGUCACUCUGGAGAACUGGAGAUUACCAGCCAGCUGCCCCAUGUCCUGCCCUGCCAACAGCUGCUAUGAUCCUUGCAGCCCUGCCUGCCCGCCCUCCUGCAACUCAGAAGCCGCACCGGCCAACUGCUCUUCGCGCCCUUGCGUGGAGGGCUGCGUGUGCCUUCCGGGCUUCGUUGCCAGUGGUGGUGAUUGUGUGCCUGUCUCGUCCUGUGGGUGCAUCUAUCAGGGUCGCCCGCUGGCCCCAGGUCAGGAAGUGUUCGAUGAUGACCAAUGCCGCCGCCGCUGCACCUGUGAUGGGGCCACUCAGAAAGUCACCUGCAGGGACACAUCAGGAUGUCCUAGUGGCGAGCGCUGCAAUGUGCAGAAUGGCCUCCUGGGUUGCUACCCAGACAACUUCGCCAGCUGCCAGGCAUCUGGAGACCCGCACUACGUGAGCUUCGACGGAAAGCGUUUUGACUUUAUGGGUACCUGCACAUACCUGCUGGUGGGCUCUUGUGGCCAGAACGCGGCGCUGCCUGCCUUUAGGGUGCUGGUGGAAAAUGAACACCGAGGCAGCCAGACCGUGAGCUACACAAGAGCUGUGCGGGUAGUGGCCCACGGGGUAGAAGUGGCUAUACGAAGGGAGAAUCCUGGAAGAGUACUGGUGGAUGGUGUCCUUCAGUACCUGCCGUUCCAGGCUGCAGGUGGGAAGAUUCAGGUGUACCGCCAGGGCAACGAUGCUGUUGUGAGCACAGACUUUGGCAUGAUUGUUACCUACAACUGGGAUGCUCGAGUGACUGCCAAGGUGCCCAGCAGCUAUGCUAAAGCUGUGUGUGGGCUCUGUGGGAACUUCAAUGGAAACCCAGAUGAUGACCUGGCUCUGAAGGGCGGAGGCCAAGCUACCAGCGUAUUGGAUUUUGGGAACAGCUGGCAAGAAGAGAUAAUACCUGGGUGUGGAGCAACUGAACCUGGUGACUGUCCCCAACUGGACUCCCUUGUGACCCAGCAAAUUCAAAACAAAAAGGAAUGUGGGAUCCUUGCUGAUCCUGAGGGUCCUUUCAGGGAAUGUCACAAGUUGCUGAACCCCCAGGGUGCCAUCCGUGACUGUGUCUAUGACCUCUGCCUGCUGCCCGGUCAGUCUGGGCCACUCUGUGAUGCAUUGGCCACCUAUGCUGCUGCAUGCCAGGCUGCAGGGGGCACUGUGCAUCCCUGGAGGAGUGAGAAACUUUGCCCCCUGACCUGCCCGCCUAACAGCCACUAUGAGGUGUGUUCCUACGGAUGCCCACUGUCCUGUGGAGACCUGCCAGUGCCUGGAGGCUGUGGCUCAGAAUGCCGAGAGAGCUGUGUCUGUGAUGAGGGCUUUGCCCUCAGUGGUGAGUCUUGUGUGCCUCUGGCCUCCUGCGGCUGUGUAUACCAGGGCACCUAUCACGCACCAGGAGAAACCUUCUACCCUGGACCUGGAUGCGAUUCUCUUUGCCACUGCGAGGAAGGUGGCCUGGUUUCCUGUGAGCCCUCAUCCUGCGGCCCACAGGAAGCCUGCAAACCAUCCAAUGGCGUCCUGGGGUGUGUGGCUGUGGGCACUACCACCUGCCAGGCAUCAGGAGACCCUCAUUACAUCACCUUUGACGGCCGCCGCUUUGACUUCAUGGGCACCUGUGUGUACGUGCUAGCGCAAACCUGUGGAACCCGGCCUGGUCUACACGAGUUCACUGUCCUACAGGAGAAUGAGGCCUGGGGUAAUGGGAAAGUCAGUGUAACCAAGGUGAUCACCGUCCUGGUGGCCAACUACACCUUGCGACUGGAGCAGAGUCAGUGGAAGGUCAAGGUAAAUGGUGUGGACAUGAAGCUGCCAGUGGUGCUGGAUGGAGGCAAGAUCCGAGUUUCCCAACACGGGUCUGACGUUGUGAUUGAAACCGAUUUUGGCCUGCGUGUGGCCUAUGACCUUGUGUACUAUGUGCGGGUCACCAUCCCAGGCAACUACUACAAGCAGAUGUGUGGUCUGUGCGGGGAUUACAACGGGGACCCCAAGGAUGACUUCCAGAAGCCCGACGGCUCACAGACAACAGACCCCAGUGACUUUGGGAACUCCUGGGAGGAAGCUGUGCCGGACUCCCCCUGCGCACCAGUGCCCCCCUGCACAGGAGAUGACUGUGACACCGAAUGCAGCCCUGAGCUGCAGGACAAAUAUCAUGGGGAGCAGUUCUGCGGACUGCUUACCAGCCCCACUGGGCCACUGGCUGCUUGCCACAAGCUGGUAGACCCUCAGGGUCCCUUAGAAGACUGUGUCUUUGAUGUCUGCCUGGGUGGCGGGAACCUGAGCAUUCUCUGCAACAACAUCCAUGCCUACGUGAGCGCCUGCCAGGCGGCUGGGGGGCAAGUGGAACCAUGGAGGACUGAAACUUUCUGUCCAAUGGAGUGCCCCCCUCACAGCCACUAUGAGGUCUGUGCAGACACUUGCUCCCUGGGCUGCUGGGCUCUCAGUACACCCCAGAAGUGCCCAGAAGGGUGUGCUGAGGGCUGUGAAUGUGACUCUGGCUUCCUGUACAAUGGCAAAGUCUGCGUGCCCAUCGAGGAAUGUGGCUGCUACCACAACGGGGUCUACUAUGAGCCAGAGGAGUCAGUUCUCAUUGAAAACUGCCAGCAGCAUUGUGUGUGCCAUCCAGGCAAAGGCAUGGUGUGCCAGGAUCAUAGCUGCAAGCCAGGAGAGGUGUGCGAGCCCUCAGGAGGUGUCCUGACCUGCGUCACCAAAGACCCAUGCCAUGGUAUCACCUGCCGGCCACAGGAGACCUGCACAGUUCAAGGUGGCCAGGGCGUGUGUGUGCCCAACUAUAACUCCACAUGUUGGCUGUGGGGUGACCCUCACUACAACUCCUUCGAUGGCUGGAGCUAUGACUUCCAGGGCACCUGCAACUACCUGCUGGCAGGAACUGUCUGUCCCGGGGUCAAUGCAGAGGGCCUGACUCCCUUCACUGUCACAACCAAGAAUGAGAACCGGGGUAACCCCUCUGUGUCCUACGUGAGACUGGUCACUGUGACCACCCUCAACAUCAACAUUUCCAUCCACAAGAAUGAGAUUGGCAAAGUCCGGGUGAACGGAGCUCUGAUGGCCUUGCCUGUCUACUUGGCUGGUGGGCAGAUUUCAGUGAUUAAUGGAGGUUCAAAGGCUGUGCUGGUGACUGACUUUGGGCUCCAGGUCACCUACGAUUGGAACUGGAGAGUAGAGGUCACACUGCCGAGCAGCUACCAUGGUGCAGUGUGCGGGCUCUGUGGAAACAUGGACAAAAACCCCCAAAAUGACCAAGUCUUCCCUAACGGCACAACGGCACCCUCAAUACCUACCUGGGGUGGCAGCUGGCAAGUUCCAGGGUGGGACCCUCUUUGUUGGAACGAAUGUCAGGGGUCCUGUCCCACGUGCCCAGAGGACCGAGUGGAGGAGUAUGAGGGUCCUGGCUUCUGUGGACCUCUGGAUCCUAGAUCAGGGGGCCCAUUCGCCAGCUGCCAUGCCCAUGUGCCUCCUGAAAGCUACUUCAAGGGAUGUGUGCUGGACGUGUGCCUGGGUGGUGGCAACAAAGACAUCCUAUGCCAGGCACUGGCUGCCUAUGCUGCUGCCUGCCAAGCUGCUGGCAUCAAAAUCGAGGACUGGAGGACACAGGCUGGUUGUGGUUGGGUCAAUGGCACAUACCAUGAAGCAGGCACCGAGUUUUGGACUGACACCACCUGUUCUAAGAGGUGUCACUGUGGACCUGGAGGUGACUCCUUGGUCUGCAAGCCUGCCAGCUGUGGGCUGGGUGAGGAGUGUGCCUUGUUGCCCUCUGGGGAGCUCGGCUGCCAACCUGCGAGCAUAGCUGAAUGCCAAGCCUGGGGUGAUCCCCAUUACACCACCCUAGAUGGGCACCGGUUUGACUUCCAAGGCACCUGCGAGUACCUGUUGAGCGCACCCUGCCAUGAGCCACCUACAGGGACUGAAUACUUCAAUGUCACCGUGGCUAAUGAGCACAGGGGCAGCCAGGCUGUCAGCUACACCAGAAGUGUCACUCUGCAUAUCUAUGGCCUCAGCUUGACUCUCAGUGCCCAAUGGCCCAGGAAGCUACAGGUGAAUGGAGAGUUUGUUGCUCUGCCCUUCCAUCUGGACCAGAAACUCAGUGUUUACAUAAGUGGAGCAGAUGUAGUAGUGAACACUGCCUCAGGGCUCUCCCUGGCUUUUGAUGGAGACAGUUUCGUUCGCCUGCGCGUGCCCGCAGCCUAUGCAGGCACCCUCUGCGGCCUGUGCGGCAACUACAACAAGAAUCCCAGCGAUGACCUGACUGCAGUGGACGGGAACCCUGAGGGCUGGAAAGUGGGCGGAGCCCCAGGCUGUGACCAGUGCCAGCCUGGGCCUUGCCCCAAACCCUGCACACCUGAAGAACAGGAACCCUUCCGUGGCCCUGACGCCUGUGGCAUUAUCACGGCCACCGAUGGCCCACUAGCGCCCUGCCACAGCCUUGUGCCACCCACGCAGUACUUCGAGUCUUGCUUGCUGGACGCCUGUCAGGUUCAGGGACAUCCAGGAGGGCUCUGUCCUGCUAUAGCCACCUAUGUGGCAGCAUGUCAAGCUGCUGGGGCCCAACUUGGAGAAUGGAGGAAGCCAGACUUCUGUCGUGGCUGCCUCCAUGAUGGACGCUACUAUGUGCUAGGUGCCACCUUCUACCCAGGCCCUGAGUGUGAGCGGCUUUGUGAGUGCGGGCCUGGUGGCCAGGUCACCUGCCAGAAAGGUGCAGAUUGUGAGCCCUAUGAGGAAUGCCGCAUAGAGAAUGGCGUUCAGGCCUGCCAUCCCACUGGCUGUGGCCACUGCCUGGCUAACGGAGGCGUCCAUUAUGUCACCCUUGAUGGACGGGUGUACGAUCUUCAUGGCACCUGCUCCUAUGUCUUGGCCAGCGUCUGUCGCCCAAAACCUGGAGACGAGGAGUUCUCCAUUGUGCUUGAAAACAACUCAGUUGGUGAUCCCCAGCGGGUGGUGGUUACUGUGGCAGACCAGGUUGUGGUCCUGGCUCGAGGGCCACAGGUGACCGUGGAUGGUGAAGCCGUAGCCCUGCCUGUGGCCAUAGGCCAUGUGAGUGUGACGGCUGAAGGCCGAAACAUGGUUCUGCAGACAAACAAGGGCAUGAAGGUUCUCUUUGAUGGCGAUGCCCAUAUCCUCAUGUCCAUCCCGAGUCCCUUCCGUGGACGUCUCUGUGGCCUCUGUGGGAACUUCAAUGGGAACUGGAGUGACGACUUUGUGCUGCCCAGUGGAGCAGUGGCCCCCAACGUGGAUGCCUUUGGAAAUGCAUGGCGAGCUCCCGGCUCCUCCUUGGGCUGUAGUGAAGGCUGUGGGCCACAAGGCUGCCCAGUGUGCUUGGCACAGGAGACACAAACAUAUGAGAAAAAUGAUGCCUGUGGGAAAAUCCGAGACCCCCAAGGCCCCUUUGCAGCUUGCCACAAGGUUCUGAGUCCCUUGGAAUACUUCCGCCAAUGCGUGUAUGACAUGUGUGCCCAUAAGGGAGACAAAGCCUAUCUCUGCCGUAGCCUGGCAGCUUAUACGGCAGCCUGCCAGGCGGCUGGUGCAGCAGUGAAGCCCUGGAGGACAGACAGCUUCUGCCCUCUCCAGUGUCCUGCUCACAGCCACUACUCUGUCUGCACACGCUCCUGCCAGGGCUCCUGUGCUGCUCUCUCUGGCCUCACUGGCUGCACCACCCGCUGCUUUGAAGGGUGUGAGUGCGAUGAUCACUUCCUGCUCUCCCAGGGUGUGUGCAUUCCUGCCCAGGACUGUGGCUGUGUCCACAAUGGCCAAUAUAUGCCGGUGAACUCCUCCCUGAUGUCCUCAGAUUGCAGCGAGCUCUGUUGCUGCUCCGAAAGCACCGGCCUGACAUGCCAUGCAGCUGGCUGCCCAUCUGGCCAUGUCUGUGAGAUCCAAGCUGGAGUUCGGGAGUGCCAGGCUGCCCGUGGUCUCUGCUCCCUCUCUGUGGGCGCCAACCUCACUACCUUUGAUGGCGCUCACAAUGCCAUCAGCUCCCCUGGUGUCUAUGAGCUUUCUUCUCGAUGCCCAGGGCUCCAAAAGAAUGUGCCCUGGUACAGAGUGCUUGCUGAUGUCCAGCCUUGCCAUGGCAAUGACAACAUUGUAAGCAAGAUCCACAUCUUCUUCCAGGAUGGCAUGGUGACUGUGAUCCCAAGCAAGGGCGCGUGGGUGAAUGGUCUCCGAGUGGAUCUCCCAGCCACUGUCUUAACAUCUGUGUCUGUGAGGAAGAUGCCCGACGGCUCCAUGCUUGUCCACCAGAAGGCUGGGGUCAAGUUGUGGCUUGGAAAAGAUGGACACCUGGAUGUGAUGGUUGGUGAUGACCUUGCAGCCAUGCUGUGUGGGGCCUGUGGAAACUUUGAUGGGGACCAAACCAAUGAUGCACAUGGUUCUCAGGGGAAGACAUCAGUAGAGAAGUGGAGAGCACAGGACUUCUCCACAUGUUCCAACUGAUCAGUCACCACUGGCACUGAAGACAUCAAGACCUGCUCCCUCCCAGAAGUUACAGUGACUGGAAGAUGUCCUGUGUGUCCCUUCCCUGUCCCUCCCCCUUGCUGAGCCACUGACACCAAACCUGAAAGCAUUGAGUAAAUAUCUAGACCCAGA
Messenger RNA from Mastomys coucha (southern multimammate mouse), 8343 nucleotides. Its product is annotated as IgGFc-binding protein-like. The transcript is spliced from 21 exons. The record is from RefSeq and is a predicted model, not a curated record. Lineage: Eukaryota; Metazoa; Chordata; Mammalia; Rodentia; Muridae. Gene Ontology annotation, molecular function: protein binding. Gene Ontology annotation, cellular component: extracellular matrix. Bases 793 to 8190 code for a protein of 2465 amino acids.